UAAUCGGAACUCACAUCACAAGCGUGUCAGUUUCGGUGUUAGUAGGACGUGCCGGCUCAAGUGCAACUCGCUGGAAGCACUCAGUUUUCAAAAAAUCAGUUGAAGGUAUUCCAAGCGGACGAACUUACACUUCAUCAUGUUGGUUGGAUCAGCAACUCGACUAAUCUCCGGAAGGAACGCCGUCCAAACUGUCUAUUGGAGAGUGAAAAAGGACGGAGCCACGACUCGACUUGUGAAGAGCAACAAAACCUGCACCUUCAACAAAAACACAAAAUACCCCAGGAGUAUGUUUCGGCCUAUUGAAAUGAAGUUCAAUAUAGCCCAGUGAUACUUAGAUCUCCCAGUUAACUUGUUAUUUGUUAAAUAGUUUUCGUUUCUGUAGACUUAACUUUAUCGAAUAUUAGUUAAUUAUUUUGAGUUGCGAAGGGAUGUUAAUUUGAUGUGUAAAUAAAGUAUUUAAUAACAUGACCUUUAAGGUCUAAAAAUUAA
Molecule: messenger RNA, 489 nt
Organism: Hermetia illucens (black soldier fly)
Lineage: Eukaryota; Metazoa; Arthropoda; Insecta; Diptera; Stratiomyidae
Exons: 1
Coding region: 137-328 (63 amino acids)
Source: RefSeq, a predicted model, not a curated record